AUGGUUCUCGGAUUUUCAUUCACAGACUUCAGAAAGGCUUUCUGGAGGUCUCUGAUUGAGUACUUUGAGACUAGCAAUCUUCAUGGGUAUCGUGAAUUUGUCAAUGGUGAUACCUUCUGGAUCAGAAGGAUUGUGUGCAUCUGGAUGCCAAUUUUCUGUACUGGCUGGGGCAUUCAACUUGUCCUGCACGAAUACUAUUUCUUCGUGUCCAAUCCCAUGAUAACCACCCUUAUUUCUAGUCAAUAUCCAGCCCACAAUUUUCCCUUUCCGGCUGUGGCAAUUUGCCCAAAUAAUAAAAUUAGUCAUGAUGCAGCUUGGAAUUAUGCAGUGGAAUUGCACAAUAGAUCCAAUGGAGUCAAAGAUGUGGAGUUCAUCUUUGAGAAGAUUAAAUACUUGGGCCAUUUAAUUGAUGGUCAAGAUCCAUAUCCUAGUGAAGCUAUAUGGCUCCAGGAAUUUCUGGACAAAUAUGAUGUUCCCAGUCCAUCAGGUUGGAUGGAUACGAGGGAAUUGAUGAGACGUUUAAUGCCUAAAUGCGACCAUCUCCUAUUGAAAUGCAUUUAUGAGGAUACAGAAGUCAAUUGUUUUAAAAUCUUUGAUUUUCGACGGACAAUUGAGGGCUUCUGCUGCUCAUUCAACUAUCUUCGGGAAACUGAUGAUUUUAAGACAUCAGAUGGACUAAUUUAUCCCAAGCUCACAGGGAUUGGUAAAGGAUUGAAAGUAGUGAUCAAUGCUUCAACGAAUGACUACCUGUAUCCACUUUUUACAAAUGACGGUUUCAAUGUUCUCAUCUUCUACCCUCAUGAUUAUCCGGAUCCGUCUGCAGGGCUCAUUAUUAAGAGAUUUGUUGGGCCUCUGAUGGAAUCUUUCAUUCAAAUGCGUGUGAUCAUUGUGAAAGCUCUGGAGAGUGUGCAUUUCUUCUCUGAAGAUCAACGAGGAUGUCGAUUUCCGGAGGAUUUCUUGGAGGAAUACAAUAAAUUCUACAGCUACAGUGAUUGUCUGAUCAAAUGUCGUGUGCAUAGUCUUAUUGCUCUUUGUGGAUGCGUCCCAUUCUUUUUGCCGAGGAAUUUUCAAGAUCCUGCAAUGGCUACAAGUCCCAUGUGCAACCUCAAUCAUCUUCCUUGCCUUGAUAAGUACAGGAUCAAAGUUCGUAUCUACCGUCCAAAAAUUACUUCUGUGAAAGGACUCGAAAGGGAACUGGAAGAUUCUCUGGAUUGCCCAGAGUGUCUUCCACUGUGCUCGUAUGUCCGUUACGGAGUAGAUCAAACCAAUUCCUAUAUCUCUUCAAAUAUAGACGAACGUCCAGGGAAUGGUUUUCUUGAGGAAUUCAUCAAUAAGACCAACAUUUCGAUUAUUAAUGUGUACUUUGCCAAUGCCGAUUCAAUUCUGUAUCAUCAAACUGUUCGGAAUACUUGGUAUGGACUUCUGAGUAGUCUAGGUGGGACUCUAGGACUCUGUAUAGGCUUCUCAAUUGUUAGCGUCAUUGAGUUCCUCUAUCACAUGACUUUCAGGGUAUACAGGGAACUCUAUCCUUUGGAAAAGAUUGAGUAUCGUGAGAGAGUGUCCUACAAGGACAUGGAAAAGAUUCUCAAUCGAAAAUUUCAGAAGUAA
Phlebotomus papatasi is the source of this 1608-nucleotide messenger RNA. RefSeq names its product sodium channel protein Nach-like. Bases 1 to 1608 code for a protein of 535 amino acids. Gene Ontology annotation, molecular function: ligand-gated sodium channel activity. The record is from RefSeq and is a predicted model, not a curated record. The transcript is spliced from 3 exons. Lineage: Eukaryota; Metazoa; Arthropoda; Insecta; Diptera; Psychodidae. Gene Ontology annotation, biological process: sodium ion transmembrane transport. Gene Ontology annotation, cellular component: membrane.